This is a messenger RNA of Ictidomys tridecemlineatus (thirteen-lined ground squirrel), 1138 nucleotides long. NCBI's taxonomy places the organism in Eukaryota, Metazoa, Chordata, Mammalia, Rodentia, Sciuridae. The record is from RefSeq and is a predicted model, not a curated record.
GCCAAUGAUAGCCCUGGGGCGGGGAAUCCCCGCCUCUGGGUAUAAGUGGUCGCGGGCCCCCUGGAUCCACGCGCAAGUCUUGGAGCCGGACCGAGUAGGUGAUUGCUUCUGUUGCUGCCCAGAGCCUGGGCCGUGGGGUGCGCAGGAGCGUGGAACUCUCCGUGCGCUCUGGGUUAGGCAGGAGAACCGGUCGGAUUCAGUUUUCCUUUACCUGACUGAGCUGCAGGUACGGCACGGUGCCUAGGUCUCCUGCCUCGGAGGAGCAACUGGCCGGGUCCUGGGGGGGCGCCCGCGCUGAUCAUCCGCCCGCUGCCCCCACAGGCAGCCAGACUCUGCCAUGGCUGACCACCUGAUGCUCGCCGAGGGCUACCGCCUAGUGCAGAGGCCGCCGCCGGCCGCUACCAACCACGGCCCUCACGGGAUUCGGACUCUGCAACCGUACGCGGGCCCGGGUAUGGACAGCGGGCUGCGGCCGCGGGGAGCUUCGUUGGGACCGCCCCCGCCCCCACCCGGGGCCGUGUCCUACGGGCACCGCGUGCGCGAGCUGCCCGAGCUCUUCUUGGGCCAGAGCGAGUUCGACUGCUUCUCGGACUUGGGGUCGGCGCCUCCCGCCGGCUCGGUGAGCUGCUGAGCGCGCCGCGGAGGAGAAGCGGGCCUGACCUCCUGCCGGACUCCGCACCCGGCGACCCGGCCCCGGACACACCCUCUGUGAGGGUGGAGGCGGCGGGUUUGUGCGCACUGCGCCGCCAGGGGCUGGGACUCCUGGCCUGCCUUCAUCGGGGUGACAGUUGGCUUCACUUCUCCGACCUGAACCCCAAAGUGAAGGAGACUGGACCAGCUUUUGGACUCCACGUUCUUGGAUUUUGUGUCUUGUCUCUUUUCUCGGCCCCUCCCCCCCAAUCUGAGCCAUGGCAGGCCUCUGCCUGAUUUCCCCUCUUCUUGGGCAGCCCACUAUGGGAACUGGGUCCCCCAGCCACCAUUCCUUGAGCCCUUGAGCCGCACCCCCGCCGCCUGAGCCCCCACCCUCGCAGGGCCUCUGGCCUGCGGGAGGGGAAGAUUGUACAGCUCUAUACCCUGCAGAGUGGAGCAAUGCCCCAUCUGGCCUCCAAAACCAAAAUAAAAUUGGGUCACUUUAUAG